AUUUGGAAAAUGAAUUAGUGAAUAGAUUGAAAAAAAAGGAAUUUAAGGAAUCAUUAAAAAAUAACAAUUUGGACAACAAACUUGUUAAACACUUGCUUCGUGGAGUUUUUGAAGAGGUAGAAAAAAACGCUGAAUUUGAAGAAGAAGAAACUAAUUACCACAAAGAAAUCAUAACGGGGUUAACCGCUACCAUUCUAAUACUUACUUCCAACACAAUAUAUGUAGCUGGAAAAGGCGAAUAUAAAAUUGCAUUUCACAUCCUUGGAAGAGAUGGAGAAACCAAAAACUUCACUGAUUGUGGUCAAAACAUUUAUUUUAAGAGUUUUUCAAGCGAGGAAAUUAUUCUUAUUUUAUCAUCCAACAUGUCUCUAG
This is a messenger RNA of Ambispora gerdemannii, 372 nucleotides long. NCBI's taxonomy places the organism in Eukaryota, Fungi, Glomeromycota, Glomeromycetes, Archaeosporales, Ambisporaceae. The record is from the annotation of a GenBank genome assembly.